This is a messenger RNA of Aureobasidium vineae, 927 nucleotides long. NCBI's taxonomy places the organism in Eukaryota, Fungi, Ascomycota, Dothideomycetes, Dothideales, Saccotheciaceae. The record is from the annotation of a GenBank genome assembly.
AUGUCCUUCAACCGUCUCGUCCGUUUCGUCCCAGCCAGCGACUCCAAGGCGAUCCUAAUCGGCGAGCCCGUCGAUGCUGAGCUCGAUGUCGGUCUUGCUAUCCGCAAAGGCGAUGAGGUCGAGGUCAAGGUCUUCAGCGGAAAGUCGGCUUUGAACCCUGGUUCGCUGUCAGACAAGACCGAGAAGAUUGCCAGACUGCUGUCACCAUUGUCACAAGAGGAGGUCGGCACGAUACGCUGCAUUGGUCUGAAUGUAAGAUUCAAUUCGACUCCAGCGAUAGGCAAGCUUCUGACAAGAACAACANNGUACAAGAGACACGCCGAAGAGGUCAAGAUGGCCGCCCCUUCAGAGCCCGUCAUCUUCCUCAAGCCAGCCACCUCGCUCGCAGACCCAUACCCUCACCCCACCAUCAUCCCCAAGCACACAAAGUCCUCCGACACGGCAGACUACGAAUCCGAACUCGUCGUCGUCAUCUCAAAGCCCUGCAAGAAUGUCUCCGAGUCGGAAGCCCUCGACUACGUUCUCGGUUACACUGCUGCGAACGACGUCUCCAGCCGUGCCGCUCAAUUCGCCCAGAGCCAGUGGUGCUACAGCAAAGGCUUUGACGGUGCUUGCCCUAUCGGUCCUGUAUUGGCGAGCACAAAGAUGAUCCCCGACCCAAGCAAGCUGCACAUCAAGGGCAGCAAGAACGGCAACGUCAUGCAGGAUUCCGGCAUCGACGACCUCAUCUUCAGCAUUCCCAAGCUCAUCAGCUUCUGCUCUCAGGGCACCACUUUGCCCGCCGGUACCAUCAUCCUCACUGGAACUCCCGCUGGUGUGGGUGUUGGCAAGGACCCCAAGGAAUUCUUGCGUGACGGCGACGAGUUCUCUGUCGAAGUUCACCCACACGUUGGUACCUUGACCACCGUAUUUGAAGACGAGAAGUAA